This is a messenger RNA of Homo sapiens (human), 776 nucleotides long. RefSeq names its product H1.3 linker histone, cluster member (gene H1-3). Bases 55 to 720 code for a protein of 221 amino acids. Gene Ontology annotation, biological process: nucleosome assembly. The record is from RefSeq and is marked reviewed. Gene Ontology annotation, cellular component: chromosome; chromatin; nucleosome. Lineage: Eukaryota; Metazoa; Chordata; Mammalia; Primates; Hominidae. The transcript has a single exon. Gene Ontology annotation, molecular function: chromatin DNA binding; DNA binding; structural constituent of chromatin.
AUGCUGUUCUGACAGUUUGAGAUUACUUAUUGUCUUUUCUGGGAAGACAAAAACAUGUCGGAGACUGCUCCACUUGCUCCUACCAUUCCUGCACCCGCAGAAAAAACACCUGUGAAGAAAAAGGCGAAGAAGGCAGGCGCAACUGCUGGGAAACGCAAAGCAUCCGGACCCCCAGUAUCUGAGCUUAUCACCAAGGCAGUGGCAGCUUCUAAGGAGCGCAGCGGCGUUUCUCUGGCCGCGCUUAAGAAAGCGCUUGCGGCUGCUGGCUACGAUGUAGAAAAAAACAACAGCCGUAUCAAGCUUGGCCUCAAGAGCUUGGUGAGCAAAGGUACUCUGGUGCAGACCAAAGGUACCGGUGCUUCUGGCUCCUUCAAACUCAACAAGAAAGCGGCUUCCGGGGAAGGCAAACCCAAGGCCAAAAAGGCUGGCGCAGCCAAGCCUAGGAAGCCUGCUGGGGCAGCCAAGAAGCCCAAGAAGGUGGCUGGCGCCGCUACCCCGAAGAAAAGCAUCAAAAAGACUCCUAAGAAGGUAAAGAAGCCAGCAACCGCUGCUGGGACCAAGAAAGUGGCCAAGAGUGCGAAAAAGGUGAAAACACCUCAGCCAAAAAAAGCUGCCAAGAGUCCAGCUAAGGCCAAAGCCCCUAAGCCCAAGGCGGCCAAGCCUAAGUCGGGGAAGCCGAAGGUUACAAAGGCAAAGAAGGCAGCUCCGAAGAAAAAGUGAAACUGGCGGGACGUUCCCCUUUGAAAAUUUUAAACGGCUCUUUUCAGAGCCACCCA